AUGGCGCAUAAUAAGCGAGGCGGCCGGGAGGAUCGUUACUUGAGACUUCUUUUCAAUUGGAACGCUCACGCCGACCUACGCUACAUCUGUUCGAAGGAUGUACUUUCACGACGGGCCCGCACAACCCCCGCAGACAAUACCGAGUUAUCGUUCCGACUAAACAAGUUUUCGAGUGGGGAUGCCAUCGCUUAUCUGUUCGGGCGCAUGUGGGCUUGCCUCGGGGCAUUAAGUGCCACUAUAAAGCGGCCCCCUCGCCGCCCCGCGGCGCCUCGUAAAGUCGACCGUGGAAGGGAAUGGGCUUAUAAACCGAGGUGCCCGAUUAAGCUGGUCGCCGCG
Molecule: messenger RNA, 336 nt
Organism: Iphiclides podalirius (scarce swallowtail)
Lineage: Eukaryota; Metazoa; Arthropoda; Insecta; Lepidoptera; Papilionidae
Source: the annotation of a GenBank genome assembly